GAUUUCCAUGGGAGAGUUUCGCACGCGACCGACCAGCGGCCAACAACCAAGUGCAAAGUGCCAUUCCGGGACAGAGGGAAAUUCUGUGCAGUAGAAGCGGCCAGAGGGAAUCUAGAGGGGAAUCCAGAAGGGAACGAGAUCGCAAGAGGGAGAAAUUCUGCUGAAAAAGAUGGUCCAACGCUGCAGUUUGCUGUUUGUGGCAGCACUGAUGAUGGUGAGCCAAGUGAGCCAGGCCCACUUCCCGGAAUACUGUGCCGAGUGCGAGCAGGAGGUGUGGGAGCAGGUGCCCUGCAGUGAGGUGCCCACCACACCGGCAACGCCCACAACUCCCAGGACGACCUUGGGAACGACGGCCAGACCGCCCACAACCUUGGUGCCGAGCACAACCACUGCAUUGCCCAUAACCACCAGUGACCCGAAUAUACCCACCACAGAGCCACCAUCCGCCUACAAGAAAUGCUACUGCGAGUGCAAGCUCGGCUGCAAGGAGUUCUGCCGCAAGGUGGUGGCCUCCAAUCCCAAGCAGCCCCUGACCCAGAUCUCCUCCAUUGGAGAAUACGUUUCCGGUGGCCAGGUGGAGUUCACACAUGUGCACCAGCGCAAGUACUUCCCCAAGUACGCGGGCGAAGGCUACUCCGGAUCCGUAGGUGGCCCCAAGGCCUACAAGCCGCCAUAUCCUUUGGUCUACGAGAGGGAAGGAGCUGAGGCUUCUCCGGCUUCCAUUCCCUCGGUGGCAUCGCCAUCGGUGGCCAGCAUAGCUGCUCCCAACUACACGCUCGAGGAGUUGGCUCAGCUCCUGAGCAACGCCUAUGGCAGCAAGAAGGGUUAUCCAUCAUCGGCUCCAUCAAGACCUCAGUUGCAGCCAGCUCCUCCUUCGCCCUCCGUUUACUACUCGCCGGUGUACAGGCAGGGUCCUGUGGAGCCCAUCCUGAGCAAGGUCCUGCCAGCACCCAAGCGUACCUCCAGCAUCAAGUUUGCUGCGGCGGCAGUGGCAGCCUCCGAUGGCGUUUCGGUGGCAAAGAUCAAGACGCCUUACGAGGAGAAGGUGGUGGUGGCCACACCAUCGACCAUUUACGACAGAACCACCUCGUAUCCCAUCAUAGAGGAGGUGCAGAAGGUGUACUCUGCCCCGCAAACAGAGUCGUAUGCGAGCCAAACGGAGGCUUAUCCGAAUGUGACUCCCAUCUACCCAAGUCCCACCGAGUCCUAUCCCAACCACAAGGAGUCCUAUCCCAGCAUCACAGAGUCGUAUCCCAGCCAGACCGAAUCCUAUCCCAGCAUCACGGAAUCCUAUCAGUCCCCGCAGCCGCAGGCCAAGUCUUACGGCAGUCUGGAGUCUGGAGCGGAUAAGCCAUCGUCCACUUUUGACCUGGCCAUAGAUAACUAUCUGAAGGACUUUGGGUAUGGCAACCAGGGAAGGGGCUAUGGGGACUAUUGAGUGCGUUUGAUGGAGAUGGAAGAUCCCCUCGUUGUUGUUAGGUUUAGGUUCUAUGAAUAUUUAAUUAUUUAUUUUAGUUAUAAAUCAUAACUAAUUAGAGACAUUAAAGAUGAUUAAAUUAUUGCAAAAUGA
This is a messenger RNA of Drosophila serrata, 1570 nucleotides long. RefSeq lists its product as uncharacterized. The record is from RefSeq and is a predicted model, not a curated record. NCBI's taxonomy places the organism in Eukaryota, Metazoa, Arthropoda, Insecta, Diptera, Drosophilidae.